Mercurialis annua (annual mercury) is the source of this 1969-nucleotide messenger RNA. RefSeq names its product 4-coumarate--CoA ligase 2-like. The record is from RefSeq and is a predicted model, not a curated record. The coding region runs from base 121 to 1761 and encodes 546 amino acids. The transcript has 5 exons. NCBI's taxonomy places the organism in Eukaryota, Viridiplantae, Streptophyta, Magnoliopsida, Malpighiales, Euphorbiaceae. Gene Ontology annotation, molecular function: CoA-ligase activity.
UCACCUAACUUUAUGUAUAUUUACCUCAACAAAACUCAUAACCUACCAAACUAACAUUUCCAAUACCAAACUCCAACCCUCCCUUUACCCACAAAUCUCCCAUCUCAAAAAUCUUCAACAAUGGGCACUGAGGCCAUUUUUGAUAACCAACAAUUCAUUUUCCGCUCCAAACUUCCCGAUAUUUACAUCCCUAACCACCUUCCUCUCCAUACUUAUUGCUUUGAAAACAUCUCUCACUUCAAAGAUAAUCCUUGUUUAAUCAAUGGCGCCACCGGCGAUGUCUACACUUACGCCCAGGUUGAACUCACUUCACGUCGAGUCGCCGCCGGGUUGGAUAAGUUGGGUGUUAGGCAGAACGAAGUUAUUAUGAUUUUGCUUCAAAACUCACCGGAGUUUGUGUUUUCCUUUCUUGGCGCGUCGUUUCUUGGAGCUAUUAGUACGACGGCGAACCCUUUUUACACUCCGGCGGAGAUCAAGAAACAAGCGGCUGCUUCUAAUGCAAAGUUGAUAAUAACACAAGCCAUUUACGUGGACAAAGUUAAGGAAUUCGCUAAAGAAAACAAUAUAAAGAUAAUCACGAUAGAUUCUCCACCGGUUGGUCAAGAUUGUUUACAUUUCUCAGAAUUGAUAAAAGCUGACGAGAAUGAAAUUCCGGCCGUUAAGAUUUACCCCGACGACGUGGUGGCGCUGCCCUAUUCGUCGGGAACUACAGGUUUACCUAAAGGCGUUAUGCUAACGCAUAAAAGUCUGAUCACUAGCGUUGCUCAACAAGUUGACGGAGAGAAUCCGAAUCUUUAUUUUCAUGAAAAUGACGUGAUUCUUUGUCUUCUGCCAUUGUUUCAUAUUUAUUCUCUGCAUUCUGUUUUGCUUUGCGGGUUAAGAGUUGGUGCUGCCAUUCUGAUAAUGCAAAAAUUUGAGAUUAUCUCAUUAAUGGAGCUUGUAGAAAAAUAUAAGGUGACGAUUGCUCCUUUUGUGCCUCCGAUCGUGUUAUCCAUUGCGAAAAGUCCGGUGAUCGAUAAAUAUGAUUUGUCGUCCAUUCGGAUGGUGAUGUCUGGUGCAGCUCCCAUGGGGAAGGAGCUUGAAGAUACAGUUAGGGCUAAGCUUCCUAAUGCUAAACUUGGACAGGGCUAUGGUAUGACAGAGGCAGGACCUGUGCUAUCAAUGUGUUUAGCUUUUGCAAAGGAACCCAUGGAAAUCAAAUCCGGUGCUUGUGGCACUGUCGUUAGAAAUGCCGAGAUGAAGAUUAUUGAUCCCGACUCCGGCGACUCCCUACCGCGAAAUCAAGCCGGAGAGAUUUGCAUCAGGGGUACCCAAAUCAUGAAAGGUUACCUAAAUGACCCUGAAGCUACAGAAAGGAGCAUAGACGGAGAGGGAUGGUUGCACACGGGUGAUGUAGGGUACAUCGAUGAUGAUGAUGAGCUAUUCAUCGUUGAUCGAUUAAAAGAAUUGAUCAAGUACAAUGGUUUCCAAGUAGCCCCGGCAGAGCUUGAAGCAAUCUUGAUUUCCCAUCCUAGUAUAUCUGAUGUUGCCGUCGUACCUAUGAAAGAUGAGGCAGCAGGGGAGAUUCCGGUUGCAUUUGUUGUGAGAUCAAAUGGUUCUAACAUCACUGAGGAUGAUGUCCAACAAUACAUUUCAAAACAGGUUAUUUUUUAUAAGAAAAUAAGACGGGUUUUCUUCACAGAUUCAAUCCCUAAAGCUCCAUCAGGUAAAAUUUUGAGAAAAGAUUUAAGAGCAAUACUUGCUGCUGGUGUUCCUAAUUAGUCUCAAAACAACAGAAAAAUGGAGAAACGUUGGUGUAAUUAAUGUGUUUUUAUUUGCAAUUUUUGCACCUAAUUUCUGUGAUGUAACUCAGAAGUGUUGAUUUCUUUUAAUGUGUUGGUUAAGUACUUAUGAUGUAAUUUAAUUAGGUUUCUCUUUUUCUAAGGAAAAUGAUAAAAGAGAUGACUUCGUAGUGUGUAUGAUUUUUAAA